UCCAUCACUUCUCAAUACUACCAUGAGCCAACACCAUGAAACAAACCCUCAUUUCGUCAGACCAUCGUUGUCACAAGGAUCGGAUCAAGACCAAGACCAUCUUCUCGGGCCAACCAGUCCAAGGGGGCCGCAACCCCGUAAAGAAGGCCGGUCCCAUCUGACUGGUCAGGGGCAGCCUGGGAAGAAGCGUCCAGAAAAGCAAACGCGGCCACCCCGAGCAGAUCCCCAGCCUGCACGCGCUCCAUUGGCGCCACAUCGAGGCCAUCAGGAGGACCGAUACUACCCACCGUAUCCCCGCCAUCACGACAACCAACAAAACCUGCAGCAACCAAGUUCACCGCCGCUGCAACAGCGCCAUCAUGCAGACCAUCCCCAGCCAGACCAUCAAAAGCCGCAUGGUUCACCCACGCCAUCCACGCACCAGCAGGACCAAACUCGCAGGCCACAUGGUUCAGUGGCACCGCCGCUUUCGCAGCACCUUGGAGACCAACAUCCAAGGCGAGAACCACGAUAUAAUCACGGCCUGCGGAUGCCAGAACCCGACAAGAAGAAAGCCUUAACAUGGUUCACCUUAGUCUUCUGCACAAUCUUCUGGAUUGUCAUAAUUCUAGGAGGCCUGAUUGUGCUCAUUGUCUACCUCGUCUUCCGCCCACGCAUCCCGAAGUUUGACGUGUCCACCGCAACGCUAAACGCAGCCUACCUUGACAUGGGCUAUCUGCUCAAUGCUGAUCUCACCUUGUUGGCAAACUUCACAAACCCGAACAAGAAAGUGAGCGUGGACUACAGUUACAUGUACGUCGAGCUUUACUAUGGAAGGACGCUUAUUGCUACACAAGCCAUAGAGCCUUUCUCCGCGCCGAGGACUGCUGCAAGGUUCGCAAAUCUUCACAUGGUAACUAGCCAGGUUCGGCUUUCAGAGCUCGAAAUCCAGAGGCUCAAGAGGCAGACACUGAACAAUGGGGUGAUAUUUGAGGUGAAGGGCUUUUUCCGGGCAAGAUCUAACCUCGGUGGUUUCUUAAGGUACUCGUAUUGGUUGCAUGGCCAGUGCACUAUUAUGGUUAGGAGACCUCCUGAUGGGGUCCUAUCCGCAAAGAAAUGCAAAACAAAGCACGGAUAAAGGCAAUAACAACAUUUUUCAUUCAAAUUUGGAUAUGUACACACAAUCCCAUAAAUUUGUUCUUUCAUUUUUGUAUUCUACGGGGAUUGAGAAUUAUCCAUUUUGUGCGGUAGUGAUUCCGAGUAAGUUUGGAAAAUGUUGUCACAAGAUGGAUUAGCUGGUGGUAGAUAGUGAUCUAUAUUCUUUUACAUGCCGUGAUCAAGAAUUCAAGAGAUAUUUGUGUUCCAUAUUAUAUGCUCAAUUAAAAUGGAAAUGGUUAUGAUAACUUGUUAAUUCUUCGCUAGCC
Messenger RNA from Morus notabilis, 1403 nucleotides. RefSeq names its product NDR1/HIN1-like protein 13. The transcript has a single exon. Lineage: Eukaryota; Viridiplantae; Streptophyta; Magnoliopsida; Rosales; Moraceae. The coding region runs from base 23 to 1117 and encodes 364 amino acids. The record is from RefSeq and is a predicted model, not a curated record.